AUGACCUGUCCAGACAAGCCAGGGCAACUCAUAAACUGGUUCAUCUGCUCCCUGUGUGUCCCGCGGGUGCGUAAACUCUGGAGCGGCCGGCGCCCAAGGACCCGGAGGAACCUCCUGCUGGGCACUGCCUGCGCCAUCUACCUGGGCUUUCUGGUGAGCCAGGUGGGACGUGCCUGUCUCCAGCAAGGAAGGGCAGCAGAAAAGGGGCCGCACCAGAGCCGCGACACCGCCGAGGCACCCUUUCCUGAGAUACCCUUGGAUGGUACGUUGGCGCCUCCAGAGUCCCAGGGCAAUGGGACAACGCUGCAGCUCAAUGUGGUGUACAUUACCCUACGCUCCAAGCGCAGCAAGCCUGCCAAUAUCCGUGGCACAGUGAAACCCAAGCGCAGGAAGAAGUACGCAGUGGCCUCGCCAGCCUUGGGACAGGAGGCUUUGGUCGGACCAUCCCUUCAGCCACAGGAUGCUGAUGCUGAGGUGCCUGGGUACGUCCAGGGAGGAAACCUGGCCAAGGUUGGGGAACGACCCUGGAGGUUGAUACGGGGCUCGGGAGUGCAAGUUGGGGGCUCAGAUUUUCAGCGGCCCAAGACCCAGGAGAGCAACAUUAGGAUCUACAGUGAGAGCGCCCCCUCGUGGCUGAGCAAAGAAGACAUCCUCCAAAUGCGCCUGUUGGCGGAUGGUGCAGUGGCAGGUCUUCAGUCCGCGUCCUCUAAAAGUGGAGCGCACUUGCUGGUGCUGGAGGGGAGCUCUGCUGGCUCUGUGCCCCGCUGUGGCCCCAGCCCCUGUGGACUACUCAAGCAGCCUUUGGACAUGAGUGAGGUGUUUGCCUUCCACCUGGACAGGAUCCUUGGGCUCAACAGGACCCUGCCGUCUGUGAGCAGGAAAUCAGAGUUCAUUCAAGAUGGCCGACCAUGCCCUCUCAUUCUCUGGGACUCAUCUCUAUCUCCAACAAGUAAUGAGACCCACUCUUCUGUUAAGCUCACCUGGGGAACUUACCAACAGUUGUUGAAACAGAAGUGUUGGCAGAAUGGCCGAGUACCUAAGCCUGAAUGGGGUUGUACUGAAAUACAUCACCACGAGUGGUCCAAGCUGGCACUCUUCGAUUUUUUGUUACAGAUUUAUAAUCGCUUAGAUACAAAUUGCUGUGGAUUCCGACCUCGAAAGGAAGAUGUCUGUGUACAGAAUGGUCUGAGGCCAAAAUGUGACAACCAAGAUUCUGUGGCUCUAGCACAUGUUAUCCAGCGAAAGCAUGACCCAAGGCAUUUGGUCUUCAUAGACAACAAGGGUUUCUUUGACAGAAGUGAAGAUAACUUAAACUUCAAAUUGUUAGAAGGCAUCAAAGAGUUUCCCGAAUCUGCAGUUUCUGUUUUGAAGAGCCAGCACUUACGGCAGAAACUCCUUCAGUCCCUGUUUCUUGAUAAAGUUUAUUGGGAAAGUCAAGGAGGCAGACAAGGAAUUGAAAAGCUUAUUGAUGUCGUAGAGCAGAGAGCCAAAAUCCUUCUUACCUACAUCAAUGCACAUGGGGCCAGAGUAUUACCUAUGAAUGAAUAAAAGGAUCUUCUGGUUAGAUUACUAGAUAAAGUUAUGCAUUUUUUUGUUUUUGUUUUUAAAUAGGUACACAAGCCUCAAGUCUUUUUAGGAACGAGGCGGUGUAGAUGACUAUAUAAAGUAAAUAAAUUUAACCAAGUGUUUAUGAUGGGUCUGAGCACGAUAAGCAGGCUUAAAACCUUUUAAGAAACAUAUUGCUCAAAAAACGUUUGUUCACAUUUUUCUCUAACAUCCUGUCACGUGAGUCUCUACAUCUGAUUUCACAGGAUGGUUGCAGUUAUUAUUCCAGCUAGCUUUGUUAAAACAUUUGUCGUGCCGUUUAAAAGAACAGUGUAGUAUAAGACAGAGGUACUGACCCUUCAGCAAAGCAUAUUUUAUGCCACAUUGACUGGUCUGCCCAAGUACUGAGGUGAAGGGCUCUUAACACUCUUCAGUCUGAUUGUUGAAACAGAGCUGACCCAGUAUGACCCAGAGGCAGGUCCACAUUGGAAAACUGAAGCAUGUGAUUUGCAAAAACGUCAGGGUGUACGAUAAUUCUGCACAGAAAUGGUGGGUUAUUUGC
Molecule: messenger RNA, 2107 nt
Organism: Enhydra lutris kenyoni (northern sea otter)
Lineage: Eukaryota; Metazoa; Chordata; Mammalia; Carnivora; Mustelidae
Gene: GASK1B
Product: family with sequence similarity 198 member B
Exons: 4
Coding region: 1-1548 (515 amino acids)
Cellular component (GO): Golgi apparatus
Source: RefSeq, a predicted model, not a curated record